Messenger RNA from Boeremia exigua, 996 nucleotides. RefSeq lists its product as uncharacterized. The record is from RefSeq and is a predicted model, not a curated record. NCBI's taxonomy places the organism in Eukaryota, Fungi, Ascomycota, Dothideomycetes, Pleosporales, Didymellaceae. Bases 1 to 996 code for a protein of 331 amino acids. The transcript has 2 exons.
AUGAGUAAGGAGAUCAAGGAGGGUGCUGUGGUUCGGCAUGCACACGUGGAGGGUGCGUUGGUCCUUGCGAGGCUGAGGGGCGUGGAGGCAUUUCGGGAGAGGGGGGAGGUGAAGGCGCUUUUGGGGCUGACGCUUAAUGCGACGGUGUGCUGUUUGAGCGCGAGACGGAAGAUUUCUGAACCGAUUAGGAAGAUGAGAGAGCAUGCGGCGACGGUGGUGGAUGGCGCGGACAUGAACUGGAGGCUCAGUGGUGUGUUGUCGGAUGUCGUUGAUCUGGUCGCUGAUAUCCACGCGAACACCUUGACACUGGAGGAGAAGACGGCAAGGUGUGCGAGGCUUGACAGCUGCCUCGAGGCUAUCUCACACGAAGCCACCUCGACAUGGUCGUAUGAAAGCGUCAUAGUACCGGCAGAACACAGGGCCGGAUCACUGCCCAGCGACUCACCAUCUCUGUACAACAUCUACCCCAGCCGAGCUGUCAUGCACACAUGGAAUGUCCUACGCCUCCUCCGCAUCCUUCUCCGCGAAGAGCUCAUCUCACACUUCCCAACAUCCACCCACUCAACCCUUCUCCUCCAACCCCCGCCCUCCAUAACGCCAACAAUACGCCAAAUCUGCGCAUCCGUCCCCCAAAUGAUCGCCUGCUCCUCUGCAGCUUCCCACAAACUACCACCCGGCUCACCGUGCCAGCACCCACAUUCCCCAUCCUCGGGCCUACUGCACACAAUCCCGCACCUUCUCGACGCCUACAUCCUAAUAUUCCCCCUUUACGUCGCAGGGUGGUCGCGCUACUGCUCCCCGCCGACUCGGGUCUGGAUCCUGGAUCAGCUAGAAUACAUCGGUACGCACUUUGGCCUCAUGGCAGCAAAUGUGGUUCGGGAGGUUCUGCUCAGAGACACGGGUUCCGGUGGUGUGGAAUCGUGGGUGGCGAGGCGGAAGCAGUUCGAUUUUGUCCUUUCAAGGCACAUCGCGGACUUCUACGGGUUAGGUCUUUGA